Messenger RNA from Spodoptera littoralis (African cotton leafworm), 795 nucleotides. Lineage: Eukaryota; Metazoa; Arthropoda; Insecta; Lepidoptera; Noctuidae. The record is from the annotation of a GenBank genome assembly.
AUGUUUCAACAGAAUAUAUCAAUUCUAUUUUUUAUAAUAGUAAAUGUGUCGGCAUCACACAAAAAGUCAUUGAGGAUACUCUAUGGAGAUGAAUUUAAACCAGACGAGUUCCCGUAUGUUGUUACUCUGAAAUAUUAUACUAUAUACGUAUCGUGCACAGGCAGCAUACUCAACGAAAAUUGGGGUGUAACAGCCGGCCACUGCAGGCCGAACCCACAGAGGAAUAACACUAUUAGCAUCUGGCACAGCAGUUUUCGAUCGAUAGAUAUGUUUUCCAAAAUAUAUCCCAUAGUAGUCGAAUGGAAGGUACACCCAGCUUAUCGACUGUUUAACUUAGAUGAACAUCCAGACCUAAUAGUUGACAACGAUAUAAGCCUGUUCCGUAUUGAGCCAAGUCUCAAAUUGAGUAGAUACGCACGGCUCUCAUCUCUGGACCGAGGCAGUUUGGGCGGGCUGCCUGUCGUCUACAUUGGCGGUGGAAAAACCAAUAACACAUCUUCAAGAAGAGUAGAACAAUUUAAUAUGUAUACUUUAAAAAAAGGUGAAGGUGUCAUAGUUGCAUGCAACAAAUAUAUGACCACUAAAUCCAAACAUAUUCUGUGUAUAAGUCCAAAAUGUGAUGUUUAUUUGCAAAGCCCUUGGCAUGGGGACUCUGGCGGACCAUUGAUAUACAAUGAUCAGGUUGUUGGUGUAUGUUCAUUUGGGAGUAUUAAAGGGAGAAUCAUUCAAAAUGCUUUUGUUCCUAUUAGUCCAUAUAUAAAUUGGAUUUCUGAUGUAAUACAAAUUAAGGGAUAG